Parastagonospora nodorum SN15 is the source of this 1176-nucleotide messenger RNA. RefSeq lists its product as hypothetical. The coding region runs from base 1 to 1176 and encodes 391 amino acids. The transcript has 3 exons. Gene Ontology annotation, molecular function: zinc ion binding; DNA-binding transcription factor activity, RNA polymerase II-specific. Gene Ontology annotation, biological process: regulation of DNA-templated transcription. NCBI's taxonomy places the organism in Eukaryota, Fungi, Ascomycota, Dothideomycetes, Pleosporales, Phaeosphaeriaceae. The record is from RefSeq and is a predicted model, not a curated record.
AUGUUCCCUCACCACCAGGGCGCCCCAGGCCAGCUGCCCACCCAUUGGCAACCACCAACGUCCCAGCAGCCUGCCAACGGCGCAUAUCCCCCACCGGGCCAUAUGCAAUCUGCGCUCCCACCCCCACCGCCUCAAGAGCCACGCGCCGACAUGGCUGCCCGCCAACAUCCCCAGUACCAGCAGCCCCAGUACCGUCUGCCAGGCCCCAAUGAGUGGAAUCGCGGUCCUCCACCGCCCGACCCGUAUGCCCAGCAAGCUCCUCCGCCGCAGUAUGUGCAGCAGCACCACCAGCCACCCGCGCCGCGCCAGCGAACCGCCAUUGCUUGUCGGUACUGCAGACGCCGAAAGAUUCGCUGCUCUGGCUUCGAGGCCACCGAGGACGGCCGCUGCUCCAACUGCAUGAGGUUCAACCAAGAUUGCAUCUUCACGCCUGUCUCUGCGCAGACACAGGCUUUUGUUCCUGCACACACGGUUUGGCGGGGUGUUGGGCAGCCACCGCCCAUGUAUGGCGCAUAUGGCCAGCCGCUCCCUCCCGCGAGCCAUGCCGAAGCAUACGGCCAGCAGCCACCGCAGCAGCCUCGCCAGCAGGGCUACUUGCCUAGCCCAACUGCAGGUCCGUACCCAGUUCAUUCUGAAUAUGGUCCACCCGGUGCUCCUCAUGAUGAAGCAGGCCGUGAGCAGAUCGGCAGGAAGAGGCCUCACCCAGAGCCUCACACUCCCACUCUGCCACCGCCAACUCCAGGCGCAGCUGCUUCGCAUGUGCCUCAUCGCGGUGGGCCUGACUAUGCCUAUCCAGAGCCUCCCUCUCUAACUCCAGGUGCUUCAACAGCCACUCCCACUCCUCCAUACUCGAGCGCUCCUCCACCCGCGUCCCAGCCCUACUACACUGCAGCGCCGCCGCGCCAGUCGUCUCCCCAGGGCGCAUAUCGUUAUGAGCCGAGCCGCGCCUCCUCUUCUCCACACUCGCAAGCACCCACCACACCCGGCGCUCCAUCCGGCUAUGCGCCUCUGCAGCCUCCCCCACCGCGCAGUGACGGAAGAACUCCUCCGCCAACUUCGCAGGCUUCUGCCACCAGGCCGAGCAUGCGAAUCAACGAUCUUGUGAGCGAUAACGGAGCUGGACGCAGCUCGACCGAUUCAAGCAUGCUCAACAUGCUUAACCGUCGUCCGAUGUAA